CUAUUGUAAAGUGGCUGUUCCACUGGAUGUCUUAAGGUGAACGCACCAAUUUGUAAGUCGCUCUGGAUAAGAGCGUCUGCUAAAUGACUUAAAUGUAAAUGUAAAUGUAAGUCAGAGCCAUCCAGAGUAGUGAUGUUGGACAGGCGGGCAGGUGCAGGUAGCGAUCGGUUGAAGAGCAUGCAUUUAGUUUUACUUGUAUUUAAGAGCAGGAGAGUUGUAUGGCAUUGAAGCUAAUGCAUUUCCAGUUUUUAACUAUUUUUUCCCCCUCAAAAUUAUUGACGAGAAAAUAAUGAUCCAACCCAUCGGAUAUCUCACUUCACCCUCAUAUAUGCCAUGUCUUGAAAUAUGUUAGAUAGAUGGAUUAAAAUUAAACUUACAUUGUAAAACUUCUGAUAGUCAACUUUCUAACUCUUCCCAUAUCUUUUGUACUUCAUAGCACUCCCAGAAGGCAUGAAUUAUUGAGUAAUUGUUUGUUUUACAUGACUCUACCAUUGUGCUGUAGAAUUUGUGUAUUUUGUCUCUUGUAUAGUACGUUCUAUGCAUUAGUUUAAACUUGAUUAAGCGUAGAUUUUUGGAAUCUGUCAUUUUGUUAUUUAUGUUCCAACAAUAUCAGUUAUUUGUAUGUCUUGGUUCCAAUAUUUUAUAUAUUUUUUCAAAGGGACUGUCAGUUGGAUAGGCUCUCUGCAAGGUUUUGAAGGCUAUAUCUUACCUAUCAUAUGAAUAUCCUUUUAUGACUCAAAUAGGAUAUCCUCAACAUUGCUUUGAUGUCCAAAAUAAUUCAGAUCGAAAGUACGUCAUAUAAAACUGUUAAAUUGCAUAUAUUCGAGAGAAAAAAAGUACACUGCUUUGUUUCCGAUGUAGACAUUAUAAAGAUAUCUGUUAAAUUAAAUAAUCUAACAAGCUAAUCUACCCCCUCCACCCACCCCUAUUACUAAACCAAAGCCAAAAAAUCUAAGCAUUGUAAUAUCAUGCAACACACAUAGACCUAAUGCAUAUGGAUUAGAGUCUAAAUCCUCAUCAGAAAUGAUAGCUCAUGGCCAGAUAGAUGUUAUUGACUGACUGUGAACUCAUUCUCUGCUCUCAUCUUCCGUAUCUAGUUUGCCAUGGCGACUGUGGUGAUGGAGCAGAUUGGUCGCCUGUUCAUCAAUGCUCAACCGUUGCGUCAGAUUCCUCAGCUGCUCGAGUCGGCCUUCCCUACUCUGCCCUGCACCGUGAAGGCCCAUGACGUGCCCUGGGUGUUCCGCGAGCCUCACAUCAUUGGAGGCUACAGGCAGCCGGACCACAGCUGGCGCUACUACUUCUUCACCCUCUUCCAGAGGCACAACGAGGCACUCAACGUUUGGACCCACCUGCUGGCCGCCUUCAUCAUCCUGGUCAGGUGCCAGGAGCUGUCUGAGACAGUGGAUUUCCUCCGUGACCCCCACGCCCAGCCCCUGUUUAUCGUCCUCCUCUCAGCCUUCACCUACUUGUCGUUCAGUGCCCUGGCCCACCUGCUCAACGCCAAGUCCGAGCUCUCCCACUACACCUUCUACUUCCUGGACUAUGUGGGCGUGGCCAUCUACCAGUAUGGCAGCGCCCUUGCCCACUUUUACUACGCCAUCGAGGAGAGCUGGCACGCCCGGGUGCGAGGGAUCUUCCUGCCCACCGCAGCGUUCCUGGCCUGGUUCUCGUGCUUCGGCUGCUGCUACGGCAAGUAUGCCAGCCCGAGGCUGCCCAAGUUUGCCCACAAGCUGUUCCAGGUGGUUCCCUCAGGCCUGGCCUACUGCCUGGACAUCAGCCCAGUGCUGCACCGCAUCUACAGCUGCCACCAGCAGGAGGGGGGCUGCUCCAACCAGGCCGUGGCUUACCACCGCUACCAGGUACUCUUUUUCCUGGUGAGCGCCUACUUCUUUGCCUGUCCCCACCCAGAGUGCUGGCUGCCCGGGCGAUGUGACUUCAUUGGCCAGGGCCACCAGAUCUUCCACGUGUUCCUGGUGCUGUGCACCCUGGUGCAGAUCGAGGCGACACGCAUAGACUACAUUGAGCGGAGGCCCCUCUACGAGCGUCUCCAUGGCAACCUGGCCCACGACACAGUGGCGCUCUUCGUCUUUACAGCAUGUUGCAGCGCUCUCACUGCCUUCUACGUGCGGAAACGUGUGCAGGCGCAAAUGCUUGAGAAAGUGGAGUAGGAGCUGUCAGGACAGAGGAAUACAUUAGGAUAAGGGAGAAAUACUUUAAUCUGAUUUACACUGGAAAGCUAAAAAGACAAGAGAUUAAACAAAUCAGACUGUUCAUUUUGUAAAAAGAUGACCUGCUGGGUUUUUUUUCAGUUAUUUUUUUGUGGCCUGCCAAAUGACAUUUUAAACUGGCUACAUAGACUUUGUCUUGCGAUGUUGACUUUCCAUGAAGACAGAGAAACCUGGUAGUUUCUGUCUGUCACAGCACAAGCAGUACCUGUAACACUUCAAAUAACAAUGUUUCACUUCACAUAAAUGGUAACAUGAAGCUUGGAAUUGAGACUUUUUUAAUGUGUUGAUUUUCCUCUUAAUUUUCCACUCUCUACUCUGAGGUCACAUGUCAUGGCCUAGCUAUCUACUGAAUAGUCAGAAUGACUUUUUGACUAUAUACAGUAUUUACUGACCAACUCCAAGCAUGACACAAACCAUCUCAAUAGAGGUAUGCAGGAAAGAAUGGAAAGUAUACCCAAAAUGCCCUUAAGUGCAUAAUAAAUAAAUAAUUAUAAUAAUAAUUGAAUAAGAAGAAUUUCUCACCAGCUUUUAUUUCUUAAAAAUACAAUGUGAGUUUCAAAGUGAUUUGACUCCCAAGUCAAAUGUUAGUGCUUAACAAAGACCAGUAUUAUUAUUUUUUUUAUUCCUUGGUCAUCCCAUGAUAUUCCAGUGAGCUCAGUCAACACUGCCAAAUGACUCAUUCUCUGUGUUUUAUCUACCAUUUUCUCUGCCCAUUUUCUCCAAAGCUAUGCUUUCUAACUGAUUGAGAGAUGCCUUUACGGGCUGUCAGAUAUAAUAGUCUGGCAGUUAGACUUGGCUAGAGGCAUAGAGCACACAAUUUGCAAACCAAACCGAACAUUUCUCCUCUAAGAAACAUAAAUUGGCGGAUUGAUCAUGUCAAAGAACAAAGCUGGCACUCUUAGGAUAGUUGGCGUAAGAAAUGGAUGGAAUUAUGUGCCCAAGAUUACAAUGAUGUCUCUUUGUCGUUGUGAUAAUAUUCCUUUUGUAUUCAAAGGGCUGGAACAUCAGCUUUUGCUUUUUCACACCCGAUGAUGUCAAUGCCUUUGUGUGUAUUGUUCAGUCUUUUCAUGGACUUGACUUUACUCACAAAAGGGCUGUCUGAGUACGGUGACUUACUGUUUGUAUAUUUGUAUAUGUAUGGUUGGGUAUGUAUGUGCCUUGAAGCGUGUAUAUAUGUUUGUGUGUGAUUCAGAUGUGAAUGUGUUUGAAAGCCUGUCUUUGCACUGCUUUCUUAUUUUUGAGACCCUCCUCAAGAACAUUGUAGUCCUUUAACAUCCUCUCAAGUCCCUUAGGGUGACAUUUUAAGUCUGUCACACAGCAGCGAAAGGUGAACAAAUGACUCAUAAUAGAGCUGGAUUUAUUUUAAAACCUAUUUUUAUGAUGUCCAUGAAACUGUGGCAAUAAUAUAUUUAAAUCUAAAGUAAACAAUGCAUUUAUUACACAGGUAUUCAAAUCAGGACCUGGAGACAAUAAUUCCAAUACUCAAUUUGAACGAAAUGCCAUUUAAAAUGUUCAUUUUAGAUGAAUAAGAUAAUGUUGCCCUAGUGUUCUGUUGUGAGAUGCCUCCUAAAAUGUAUGUCAUUUUAUAUGUGCUGAUCAGAUGGAGGUUUGAGGUGGCAUUGAACUUUACAGACCUGAGAGCACUGACGGGUUUGGGUUCAACCAAUGUCACUGAUGUCACCUACAAAGCUUAGACUAAUAUCUAACAGGUGACGAAAAGGUUCAAUCAUGACUGACUUACAGGUAACUGCCAAAAGAAAGGAACCACUUAAGGAAAUGAGGGAUACAAAGUAUAUUGAAAGCAGAUGCUUCCACACAGAUGUGAUCCUGAGUUAAUUAAGCAAUUAACAUCCCAUCAUGCUUAGGAUCAUGUAUGAAAAUGCCCAGUUGCCCAUUAUUUUGGCUACCAUGGCUAGAAGAAGAGAACUCAGUGACUAUGAAAGAGGGGUCUCAAAGGAGCAUAGGGUGUUUAAAGUGUGUGUGUGUGUCUCAGUCACCAGAUCUCAACCCAAUUGAACACUUAUGGGAGAUUCUGGAGUGGCGCCUGAAACAGCGUUUUCCACCACCAUCAACAAAACACCAAAUUAUGGAAUUUCUCAUGGAAGAAUGGUAUCGCAUCCCUCAUAUAGAGUUCCAGAUACUUGUAGAAUUUAAGCCAAGGAGCAUUGACGCUGUUCUGGUGGCUCGUGCUGGCCCAACGUCCAAUUAAGAAACUUUAUGUUGGCGUACCUUUAUUUUGGCAGUUACCUGAAUUUGAAUUGUUAUGGUUUCACUGAUAAAGUGGUUGCAAUGCUUCCACACCUUCUACACCUGCAUUGCUUGCUGUUUGGGGUUUUAGGCUGGGUUUCUGUACAGCACUUUGUGACAUCAGCUGAUGUAAGAAGGGCUUUAUAAAUACAUUUGAUUGAUUGAUUGCAAUGACUACAAUACAAUGAUUGUGACCCCUAGUGUCCAAACUACCACUGUAAGCACCAUUCCUAACACAAACCAACUCUGAGUCAUAUAAAUGUUAACCUUGAUUACUACUGACUCUCACUGUCCUGCACGGAGCCUAAUUCUAACCACUGUAUCCAGUUCUACCCAGCAUUGCAGGUUACCGUUUUUUGUCAGGAAUCUUGUUCUGGAGGCAGCUCUGCAGGGUGGUCACUAGCUGGCACAGCCACAAAGUCAUUCAAUUUAAUUUUAACCUUAACCACACUGCAUACCCCAGAGGUGACAGAAAAAUAAUUCUGGGGCCCGUAGUUUUUCCUGAUCUGAUAACCUAACCAGUUGAAACUCAUUACUUUAUACAUAAUGACGUGAUUAAUCUGUUGUAAAAAGGCUGAAUAUGGGCUAUGAUGGGACUAGAGUUGAAAACCAUGUCAAACUUUUUAUUACUAGAAAGACUAGGGGGGGUUCCUAUAAACAGUCAUGGCCAAAAGUUUUGAGAAUGACACAAAUAUUAAUUUUCACAAAGUCUGCUGCCUCAGUUUGUAUGAUGUUAAUUUGCAUAUACUCCAGAAUGUGAUCAGAUGAAUUGCAAAUAAUUGCAAAGUCCCUCUUUGCCAUGCAAAUGACCUGAAUCCCCCCAAAACAUUUCCACUGCAUUUCAGUCCUGCCACAAAAGGACCAGCUGACAUCAUGUCAGUGAUUCCCUCAUUAACACAAGUGUGAGUGUUGACGAGGACAAGGCUGGAGAUCACUCUGUCAUGCUGAUUGAGUUCAAAUAACAGACUGGAAGCUUCAAAAGAAGGGUGGUGCUUGGAAACAUUGUUCUUCCUCUGUCAACCCUGGUUACCUGCAAGGAAACACGUGUCGUCAUCAUUGCUUUGCACAAAAAGGGCUUCACAGGCAAGGAUAUUGCUGCCAGUAAGAUUGUACCUAAAUCAAACAUUUAUCGGAUCAUCAAGAACUUCAAGGAGAGCGGUUAAAUUGUUGUGAAGAAGGCUUCAGGGCGCCCAAGAAAGUCCAGCAAGCGCCAGGACCAUCUCCUAAAGUUGAUUCAGCUGCGGGAUUGCGGCACCAUCAGUACAGAGCUUGCUCAGGAAUGGCAGCAGGCAGGUGUGAGUGCAUCUGCACGCACAGUGAGGCAAAGACUUUUGGAGGAUGGCCUGGUGUCAAGAAGGGCAGCAAAGAAGCCACUUUUCUCCAGGAAAAACAUCAGGGACAGACUGAUAUUCUGCAAAAGGUAAAGGGAUUGGACUGCUGAGGACUGGGGUAAAGUCAUUUUCUCGGAUUAAUCCCCUUUCCGAUUGUUUGGGGCAUCCGGAAAAAAGCUUGUCCGGAGAAGACAAGGUGAGCGCUACCAUCAGUCCUGUGUCAUGCCAACAGUAAAGCAUCCUGAGACCAUUCAUGUGUGGGAUUGCUUCUCAGCCAAGGGAGUGGGCUCACUCACAAUUUUGCCUAAGAACACAGCCAUAAAUAAAGAAUGGUACCAACACAUCCUCCGAGAGCAACUUCUCCUAACCAUCCAGGAACAGUUUGGUGACGAACAAUGCCUUUUCCAGCAUGAUGGAGCACCUUGCCAUAAGGCAAAAGUGAUGGAUGUGGCCCAGAAGUUAAUUGACAGCAUGCCAGGGUGGAUUACAGAGGUCUUGAAAAAGAAGGGUCAACACUGCAAAUAUUGACUCUUUGCAUCAACUUCAUGUAGUUCAUGUAGUCAAUAAAAGCCUUUGACACUCACGAAAUGCUUGUUAAUUAUACUUCAGUAUUCCAUAGUAACAUCUGACAAAAAUAUCUAAAGACACUGAAGCAGCAAACUUUGUGAAAAUUAAUAUUUGUGUCAUUCUCAAAACUUUUGGCCACGACUGUACAUACACAGAGAAAGCAACGUUAUUGGACAAUACAACUCACAGGGCUGAGCUUGUUUUAUGCAGGUUUGCAAUGUUAAGUCCUGCCCUAUGCAACUGUAGGCUUAAUUAAACAUUUA
Oncorhynchus nerka (sockeye salmon) is the source of this 6636-nucleotide messenger RNA. RefSeq names its product membrane progestin receptor alpha-like. The transcript has a single exon. Gene Ontology annotation, biological process: response to steroid hormone. The coding region runs from base 1104 to 2168 and encodes 354 amino acids. The record is from RefSeq and is a predicted model, not a curated record. NCBI's taxonomy places the organism in Eukaryota, Metazoa, Chordata, Actinopteri, Salmoniformes, Salmonidae. Gene Ontology annotation, molecular function: steroid binding; nuclear steroid receptor activity. Gene Ontology annotation, cellular component: plasma membrane.